Molecule: messenger RNA, 4267 nt
Organism: Equus quagga
Lineage: Eukaryota; Metazoa; Chordata; Mammalia; Perissodactyla; Equidae
Gene: HMGCR
Product: 3-hydroxy-3-methylglutaryl-CoA reductase
Exons: 20
Coding region: 236-2905 (889 amino acids)
Biological process (GO): isoprenoid biosynthetic process; coenzyme A metabolic process; sterol biosynthetic process
Cellular component (GO): peroxisomal membrane; endoplasmic reticulum membrane
Molecular function (GO): hydroxymethylglutaryl-CoA reductase (NADPH) activity; NADP binding; protein binding
Source: RefSeq, a predicted model, not a curated record
CUGUCUCUUGACUUUGCGUAAGCUGUCCUGUAGCCUGCUGGUGCCACUUGCAAUUGCUGAUGAAGGUGCAAGACUGGAUUCUAUGGCAUUUACAUGCUUUGCAUAAUCACAGGGGAAUGAAGAGGGUGCUUGUGAGGAAUUGCAAUGUGUGCGAUUAUGGUUACUUUUGACACAUUUGUACAUUCGUUUGCUCAGUUUGUAUUUCCAAACAGGAUCCAAGGAUUCUGUAGCUACAAUGUUGUCAAGACUUUUCCGAAUGCAUGGCCUCUUUGUGGCCUCCCAUCCCUGGGAAGUCAUAGUGGGGACGGUGACACUGACCAUCUGUAUGAUGUCCAUGAACAUGUUUACUGGCAACAAUAAGAUCUGUGGUUGGAAUUAUGAGUGUCCAAAGUUUGAAGAGGAUGUUUUGAGCAGUGACAUUAUAAUUCUGACAAUAACACGAUGCAUAGCAAUCCUGUAUAUUUAUUUCCAGUUCCAGAAUUUACGUCAACUUGGAUCAAAAUAUAUUUUAGGUAUUGCUGGCCUCUUCACAAUUUUCUCAAGUUUUGUAUUCAGUACAGUUGUUAUUCAUUUCCUAGAUAAAGAAUUGACAGGCUUGAACGAAGCUUUGCCCUUUUUCCUGCUUCUGAUUGACCUUUCCAGAGCGAGUGCUCUCGCGAAGUUUGCCCUCAGUUCCAACUCGCAGGAUGAAGUGAGGGAGAAUAUUGCCCGUGGAAUGGCGGUUUUAGGUCCCACGUUCACCCUCGACGCUCUUGUAGAAUGUCUUGUGAUUGGAGUUGGUACCAUGUCAGGAGUGCGUCAACUUGAAAUUAUGUGCUGCUUUGGCUGCAUGUCUGUUCUGGCCAACUACUUUGUGUUCAUGACUUUCUUCCCGGCUUGUGUGUCCUUGGUUUUAGAGCUGUCCCGGGAGAGCCGUGAGGGCCGUCCAAUUUGGCAGCUCAGCCACUUUGCUCGAGUUUUAGAAGAGGAAGAAAAUAAACCAAAUCCUGUGACUCAGAGGGUGAAGAUGAUUAUGUCUCUAGGCUUGGUUCUUGUUCAUGCUCACAGUCGCUGGAUAGCUGAUCCUUCUCCUCAAAACAGUACAGCAGAAAAUUCUAAGGUUUCUUUAGGAUUGGAUGAAAAUGUGUCCAAGAGAAUUGAACCAAGUGUUUCCCUCUGGCAGUUUUAUCUCUCCAAAAUGAUCAGCAUGGAUAUUGAACAAGUUAUUACCCUAAGUUUAGCUCUCCUUCUGGCUGUCAAGUACAUCUUCUUUGAAAAAGCAGAGACAGAAUCUACACUCUCAUUGAAAAACCCUAUCACAUCUCCGGUAGUGACCCAAAAGAAAGUCCCAGACGACUGUUGUAGACGUGAACCUGUACUGGUCAGAAAGAGCCAGAAAUUCCACGCGGCGGAGGAGGAGAUGAGGAUAAACACAGAAAGAAAAGCAGUUGAGGUUAUAAAACCCCUAGUGGCCGAAGCUGACACCUCAAACAGAGCGACGUUCGUGGUGGGCAACUCCUCUUCACUCAUUGCUUCACCGGAACUGGAGACGCAGGAACCUGAAAUUGAACUUCCCCUGGAGCCUCGGCCCGACGAAGAAUGUCUGCGGAUCCUUGGGGAUGUGGAGAAAGGUGCAAAAUUCCUUAGUGAUGCUGAGAUCAUCCAAUUAGUCAAUGCUAAGCAUAUCCCAGCCUACAAAUUGGAAUCUCUGAUGGAAACCCAUGAACGAGGUGUAUCCAUUCGUCGACAGUUACUUUCCACAAAACUUCCAGAGCCUUCUUCUCUCCAGUAUCUGCCUUACAGGGACUAUAACUACUCCUUGGUGAUGGGAGCUUGUUGUGAGAAUGUUAUUGGCUAUAUGCCCAUCCCUGUUGGAGUGGCAGGACCUCUGUGCUUGGAUGGAAAAGAAUUUCAGGUUCCAAUGGCAACCACGGAAGGUUGCCUUGUGGCCAGCACUAACAGAGGCUGCAGAGCAAUAGGCCUUGGUGGAGGUGCCAGCAGCCGAAUCCUUGCAGAUGGGAUGACCCGCGGCCCCGUGGUACGUCUUCCCCGUGCUUGUGACUCUGCAGAAGUGAAGGCCUGGCUUGAGACACCUGAAGGGUUCACAGUGAUAAAGGAGGCGUUCGACAGCACCAGCAGGUUUGCGCGUCUACAGAAACUUCACACGAGUGUGGCGGGACGCAAUCUUUACAUCCGCUUCCAGUCCAGGUCGGGCGACGCCAUGGGCAUGAACAUGAUUUCGAAGGGUACAGAGAAAGCACUUUCAAAACUCCACGAGUAUUUCCCUGACAUGCAGAUUCUGGCAGUUAGCGGUAACUAUUGCACUGACAAGAAACCUGCUGCCAUCAACUGGAUAGAGGGACGAGGAAAGUCUGUUGUUUGUGAAGCUGUCAUUCCAGCCCAGGUUGUCAGAGAAGUAUUGAAAACUACUACGGAAGCUAUGGUUGAGGUCAACAUUAAUAAGAACCUGGUGGGCUCUGCCAUGGCUGGGAGCAUCGGGGGCUACAAUGCCCACGCGGCCAACAUCGUGACUGCCAUCUACAUUGCCUGUGGGCAGGAUGCAGCACAGAAUGUUGGUAGUUCAAACUGCAUUACUUUAAUGGAAGCAAGUGGCCCCACAAAUGAAGAUCUGUAUAUCAGUUGCACCAUGCCGUCUAUAGAAAUAGGAACUGUGGGUGGUGGCACCAACCUGCUCCCUCAGCAAGCCUGUUUGCAGAUGCUGGGUGUGCAAGGAGCGUGCAAAGAGAAUCCUGGGGAGAAUGCGCGGCAGCUGGCCAGGAUUGUGUGUGGGACAGUGAUGGCUGGGGAAUUGUCCCUGAUGGCAGCCUUGGCAGCAGGACAUCUUGUCAGAAGUCACAUGAUUCACAACAGGUCAAAGGUAAAUCUACAAGGCCUCCAGGGCACUUGCACUGAGAAGGCUGCUUGAGUGGCCGCCAGCUGGGGACUGCAGCAUGGGCGUGGGUUCUAAGGACUGACAUAAAAUCUGAUUAAAGGCUCGAUGCACGGUCUGGUUGCGAAUGCGUGGCCGCGGUGUGAGGCGAUGCUUGGUGGGGGCUGCCACAGGGUCUGGGGCCACCCUCAGAUCCGAGCGCUCCAGGUCAGUGCCUCGCUGCAGUGCUCUCGGAGAGGUCUCGGCACGGAUUUUAUGCUCUCGGGCAUCACAGGUCUUAAUCUGUCGUCACUGUUGAGAAAAUAUGAGCCGGAACCCGUGUUUUCCUUUGAAGAAAUUCAUGGGGCUCGUGGUGAUCAGUGGGAGACCCCCGCCCCCCGCUGGGUUGAAAAUGGAUUUUUAAAUUAUACAGUAGCUGACGAAACUCCUGAUUUCAUAGUUAAUUUAUUACGUCUGGGUUGUAGAACUUUAAGAAAUAAGAGCUAAGUUUAUUUUUUGUAAAUUAACCCUUCAUUUGGUGCUGGUCUCUCUUGAUUUCUUUUGGGGUAGCCAACGUGAUUCUUGAGACGGGGACCUGCUUUCUUCGAGGGAGGAAUUGCUCUUCUUCCCGAACUACAAAACAGUGUGCUUAGCAGGGCUAAGUCGUUCUCGGUCAGAAACAGGUCGCCGCGGUCCCCUGCAGGUGUCUGCUCAGAGGGGCCCACAUGAGUCUGGAAUGCACGUUUGUCCACAGUGGCCAUCGCGUCCCCUUCAGCCUGAGUCUUUAGGAACGAGAGUUUUGUGCUCUUUAUUAAAGGUACAAGAGCCCUUCAUAGUGCUUAGACAGAGGUGAUUGUUUAUCAGAACCAUACGAAUCAGUGGCCUCUCUCAGAGCCCAGAGGGUGGAAAACACAGGUUUGAAAGAAAAAUACCAUUUCUCUAAGCCAAUUUUAAUUUCUUGAAAGACACAAAUUUAUUUAGCUGAGAAAUCUAGAUAACUUUUUGUCAAGAACUGUAUCAAAUCUGUAUAUGUUGUAAUAAAGCUGCUUGUGCUAGGAAUUUACUGACAGUGUUCAAGGAGUCAAUGAAAGUCCGCUGUGUGCUGAUCAAACCCUGUAAGCGUGGGCCAGAGAAGACAGCGUUCUGGAAUGCUGUCCAGGACGCCCUGGCUGGCUCGUCGAGCCUGAUGAGAGGGGCCAUCAGCUUUCAGAGCCAUGGAGACGCCGCGUGAAUGACCCAGGAGGAGUGUACCUUGUUCCUGCGGCCAGGAGGUUGGUGACUGAAACCUCACAUGGGCUCUUCGAUGGGCCCGGACGAGCUCUUCGCUUCUUCAGGGGGUCAGCAGCGUUGUGGAAUCUUAAUUUUUUUGGAUGUACCAGUUUUGUAUAAAUAAUAAAGAACUCCUUAUUUUGUAUUACA